Molecule: messenger RNA, 226 nt
Organism: Acanthoscelides obtectus
Lineage: Eukaryota; Metazoa; Arthropoda; Insecta; Coleoptera; Chrysomelidae
Source: the annotation of a GenBank genome assembly
AUCGGGACUAUAUGGAGGAUGGUCCAAUAAUUCCACGUUUUCUUCCGUUAAAUACUGCCUGUUUUUUGGGCUGUAUGCGAGCUUGCAUGUCUUGGUGGAGGAUGAUUCUUCUUUCGGGGUUCACCUUGGAACACCCAAACAGCCGACUGUCGUUUAUUUUCUGGUUCAUAACAGUAAUCCACGAUUCAUCACCACUAAAUGCUGUACACAUUUUUUGAGUUUGCGG